UCAAUCAUGGUAACGUUAGCAAGGUUUGCUGAUCAUUCCGUAAGGUUACAUGUGUUGCAUGGACAUAUUUUACCAAAGCUAAAUGGCUCUUGUACUAUAAAAAGAAAUUCAAAGUCAACAGAUUCCUUUUUCUGCUAAAAAGGAAACAUGAAAGAAGAUUGUAAUAAGCGAUGAUGAUAACAGCGAAGAUUUCUUCAUUCCAAGAAGAAGCAUGAAGACCGACAGUACGUUGCCACAAAUUGUGUUCCUGCCUAGGGCUGAAAAAGAGUUAUUUUACAGAAAGUUCAGAAAUGAUGGAAUCUGUCAUUCCCAAAGAGAUGCACCUAGGAUCCCCCCUCUACCAGAACUUCCGUCAGAUGCACCAAAAACAGUUGUAAAAUUGGAAAGACACAAGAGGGCAAAACGGCCUGAAAAAUGGUCCAGGAUAAUAAAAAGACGGCGACACUCCAGUUUUUUGGAGGUCAGGGAAAAGACAAGGUCAUUGUAUGACAAGCUACAGGGACCGUUGUUCUGUGUCGGGUCAUCGUCAGACAGUGACUGUAUAAUGAUUUCUAGUGGGAAUAAUGCUGUGAACAGUUCUGUGAUUGAAAAGCAGAAGUGCAGUGGUGGUGCUGAGGUGAAACAGUUGAAUAAAGCUGUUCAGAAUGACAUGGAUGGAAAGCCUUGUAAAAAUGUAAAAAUUGUUAGGGAAAAUAUGAAAUCUCAAGAAGAACAGGCAUUGUUAAGAUUUCAAAGAUGCUCUAGUGAAGUUCCAUCAAGUAAUGUUUCAGGCAAAGAAAAUUCUAAUUUUGUUAGGUCUGCAAGUGUUAAUACCUGUCAUAAUUCAUCUUUGAAAGUUAAAAAAUUGAGGCAUUCAUCACCGAGCAAAAGGCCUAAUUUGUCACUUUCUGAAUCAGAAGAGUCAGAUAAAGGGAUUAACGACUCUGAAUUUGAUGUCCUUGAAAAUCUAAGUUACUCCAUACGUAAACGGUAUCGAAAUCUGAAAAUUUUGGGAAGUGAAAAGGUUAAUGUUAAGAACUGUACAGUUGUUUUGAAUGAUGUGCAACAAACAAAACCAAAAUCGAGACAUUUUUUGGAUGUUUUUGGUUUGUCAGACAAGAGUGACGAUGAAUUACCAAACUUAAGUGUAGAUGAAAAUUUGAAGGUACCUGUCCCUCAAAUUACAAAAGAUGAACUUAUUCUUGAUUCAUGCAUCUGCAUGGACAAUUUGCUCUUGUCAAAAAAAUCCAGAUGUAUUUCUUACCCAGAAUGUAUCUCUAUUUCAUCAGAGUCUAGUGAUGUUGAAAGCGGCAGGAAAUCAGAUGGGCCACUGGAUAAGGAAGAUGUUUACAGUAUAACUGAUACAACAGAAGGUUCAGACAGUGAUUUCAGCUUGAAAGAUGUGGAUAGGGUAAUGGUCAAAAUAGAAUGUGUUAAUGAUAACUUAGAACACAUUGAAGCUGCCUCUGUAAAGACUGUACCCAUUGACAAAGACACAAACAACAAUGAUGGUGUUACUGUGAAAACAGAUUUAAAUGUUGUCCAUGAAAAUGAUGGUGUAACAGUUGAAAUUGAAACUAUUGAACAUGUGGUCGACAAUUUUGAUGAAAAAAUGGAAACAGACAUUUUUGUAAAUGUCGUAAUGGAGUUUGAUCUUGCCUAUGCACAUACUGAAACUGUGGAAACAACAUCUAUAGGUCAAAUAAUAAACUCCAUAGAUGUUCCAUGUGCUGUGAAAACUGAAACUGCUUGUAAUGUCAGUAUGAGUGAAGCUGAUUGUAUAAGGAAUGAUACAGACAUUGUUGAACACAAUGCUAAUGAUAAUUCUGACAGUCGGACACUGUCAGCUGUAUCUGAAAUCGAUUCACUGAGACCAGCUUCUGUUUCCAAUUCACCAUUCAGGCCCUCAGCAUCAGCUUUAUCAGCCUUAACCUCAUUUUUAUCAUCAGGGCUAACGAUCUCAAAAUCAAAAUCAUCAAGCCCAACUUCAGCAUCAUCAUCAGUUAUGUCAUCUGUGUGUUCAUCAGCAGAGUUACAUAUAGAACAGUGUUCUCUAGUCAGAGCAACAAGGAAAGUAUUUUCUAGGCGAAGCAGUGAAAACAAGACUCACAAAGUGCUUCUGCCAAAUUCACAUAUGAACUUUCUGGAUGCUUGUUUUGAUGAUGAUAAUAAUGACAUUCACAUUGGUUCAUAUCUGGAGUAUUUAGAAGAGUUUACAUAUAACUACAGAAUUCCCGAUGAUACUGUAAAAACUGUAUUAAAAUCUAUUUACUUCAGCAAAAUCCCUAGCAGUCUGCAAAUAAACAAAGCAAGUGCUAUUCUGAUGAACUUGUCAAAACAACAACAUGGCCUUACAGGAAUACAUUGGGAAAUGGUGGAGAGUAGCUUGUCCCGAAUCUAUGGGCCGAACAAAUCUAGCAAUUUUCUAACAUUAUUCCAAGCAACACAGUUUCUGCGCCUUUGCCUGUGUGUUUUGAAAGAUGAACUUUAUUCUAAUGAUGUUAUGCAAGAUUUUGGAAACAUUCGUAAGAGUCAGGCAUACAAACUGUUCUCCUACAAUUCCAUUGCAGCAAAUAGGAAGGUAUUGAUGUUCUAUUUUAACCAGGCAGUUCAUGUUGGGCAAGUGACAUCAGUUGAUUUUGAGGGCAAAAGGAAGUCCAUACCACAAGUUCUACCAAUUAUACAGGAGAUACUGUGUAUCUGCGUGGAAGUCAGCACCAGUUGCUUGGACUGUUCCAGGAAUCUAGCGGUGGAUUUGGUUGGCUCUUACAAGUUCCUGCCGGAUCUGGAGAGCAAGGACCGUCUAGUUCGCACCAUCAGCAGUCCGCUGCUCCAGUAUCGGACUGUGCAGUCCAUCCUUGAGGCUCAGUACGAUGGUUACCUGCCCCUUGCCAGCUUCCCGACCUCCCUGAAGGCAGUCAUCGAGGCCUUCUUUCAAGUUGAACCGCUCAAAUUGUAUCCUACCCCACCCACCACCCCUACCAUGGAUAGCGCACAAGUUGGCUUGUUUAUCAGUCUCUCUGCCUGCGAAACUGACGAGAUCGCCAUGCUCCUGUACUACCUCGUUGCAAGCUACCUGUCGGUGGUAUCCAAUCAGGCCCAUUUACCCCUUCAUAGAAGGAAAGAACCAGCUGUCAGGCCGUGUGAUGCAGAGACUCUGCAACUACUGGGAACACAUGUGGACAGGCUCACCAAACACCUCCAACUCAUGUGUUCGUACCUGUCAAAGACCUGCGAAAGGUACCUCAUGUUAAUGAGGUGCCUUGGCAGUUGAUAGGGUUUGUUUAUUUACUGUUUACCACGUAGAAACGCAUUUUGACAAAGUUGUAGUCCCUCAGAAAACUAAAUUUUAUGAAAGACUUUUCUUACUAAUUCAAGUUUAAAGGCUCCAUUUUCAACCCCUAGAUACUGAUGAGCAGCAAACAGCAUAAAAUCUGAACAGACUGCACGUUACUCGCAGGCUGUUCUGGUUUUAUGCUGUUUGCACAAGCCAUUUUCACUUUGCUUCUGAGUGGGAAAGGGAUAGGUGAAAAGUCUAACGCACCUCUAACCAUUCAAACAAUUGGAAUUUAGACAGAGUGCAGAAAUUAUUAGCUCUUAACGUAAUGCGCAUGGGCAGGUCACAACUGAAGAUUACAUUUAGACUUUUUGUCAACAUUCACAUUUUCAAUAAUGUUACACUGACUUCCUCUUGAGAAAUUUAGAAAUAUUUGUGAUGUGUGAUAGAUUUUAAAAUAGCUUUAAGAUUCAGCAUAAUGUACCGGUAAGUUGUUCUUUUUUUUGGAGGAGGGGGAGGGGUGUAAAUUAGAAAAUAAAAAUGUCUUAUUCAUUUUUAGUAAGUUUAUACAUGUAAAAUUAAGUGACAUAGUAGAAUGCAAUGCAUCUUUUGGUGCAUGAUUUGUCGACUGAAUAUACUUUCUUUACUGUUCAUUUGUUAUGUUUUGUUAAAUAUGCUCAACUCUGUUAAGCAUUGUAUCAAAAGUUUUCACAGGAGUUGUCUCCCUUGAUCAGUCAUUUGAUUAUCCUACCACUACACAAUAGACAUAAACGUUCUACUUUUAUGUAUAAAUUUAAUGAAUAACAUUAUUAGCAUUGUAUUAAGUCAUAUUUAGGCCUGACAUGAUUGGGGUCCAAGAAUUUAGAAUAUAAUUAUUAAUUGUAGGUCAGUGCUAUAGAAUUAAAAGAUAACGCCUAGAUCCUAGAUUUUAAUGCUGCAUUUCUAGAGUUCAGGUUUACACUUUUUAUGCUCCCCCAAAAUUGUUUGUGGGAGCAUAUAGUCGCCGCUUCUUCUGUCCGUGCGUGUGUCCGUCCGUGCACAAUUUUUGUCCGGGCUAUUUCUCAGCAAUUUAUCACCGGAAUUUAAUUAAACUUUAUGGGAAGCUUCACUACCAAGAGGAGAUGUGCAUGCAUAUUAUCAGCCAGCUCUGGUCGGAUGAUUUUUCACCUUUGAAAUUUUCCAUUAACUAUACAUAUAUUGCAAUUCUUGUGUGGGCUAUUUCUCAGCAACUAAUUACCGGAAUUCAAAGAAACUUUAUGGGAAGCUUCACUACCAAGAGGACAUGUGCCUAUUAUCAGCGGGUUCUAGUCAGAUGAUUUUUCACAGAGUUAUGACCCUUUGAAAUUUUCUAUAAACUGUACAUGUAGUGCAAUUCUUGUUCUGGCUAUUUCUCCCCAACUACUGACUGGAAUUCAAUGAAACUUUAUGGGAAGCUUAACUUCCUUGAGGAGAUGCGCAUGUUAUUUGUGGGUUCUGGUUAGAUGAUUUAUGUAGAGAGUUAUGGCCCUUUGAAAUUUUUUAAGCUGCUAAACCAUCCAUCAUAUUAUUUUGUCCAAAGUUAUGCCCCUCAAGACGUUUCCUUUUAUCUGAAUAUAUAGUGCAAUAUUGUGACAAAAAAAACUUUGGGGAGCAUCACCCGUCUCCGACGGUUUCUUGUUUAUAAUCAAAUAGGCAACAAGUUCAAAGUUGGACUAUACCAUUUAUAAUGACUAUUAUAAGUUGUUUCAAAUUAUAUAUAUGUUAUAUAUAUAUAGUAAAAUUACGAUGAUAGUAAUUAUUGUUGAACUUAUUGCAAAUGAUUUGAAGUAAUUAUUCUUAGCAUAUUUUCUGAAUAAUGUGUUAAGGAUUCAUAUUUAACCAGGUUUUCUGAAGGAAAGAGCUUGUCCGGGCCAUAUCUAUGUAGUUCAUUGUGAGAUUUUAAAAUCAUUUGUCACAUUUAUUCACCAUCAUUGGACAGUUUGUCAUGUGAAAGAAUUACGUAGAUAUCUCCAAGUUCAAGGUCACACUUUGAGUUUAAAGGUAAAAAAUGGCCAUAAAUUAUCUUGUCCGGGCCAUAACUAUGUCAUUCAUUGUGAGAUUACAUUACAUUACAUAGUACAUUUGUUCCCAAUCAUUGGACGGUGUGUCAUGCGAAAGAAUUACGUUGAUAUCCUCAAGACUAAAAAUAAAUUGAAUUUGACACAAAGGGGGUAACUAGGAACAACCAGUAACAAAGCACAUUUUGAAUUGUCUCCCUUUAUCAAACUUUUUUUUUCAAAUUGAAAACCUGGUUUUGUGACAAUUUUGUCCCUUGUUUUAUAAUAAGCUUGAAUUGUCUUUAUUUUAUUGUUACUGGUUUUAUUUCAUGUCACUGUGUAAAUAUAUUAGCAUGUGAAAGUUUGAGUAAUUGUUUUUAAGUAAAACUUUGAUUUCUGAAAUUAGCAUGCACCAGUAUAAUAUAGUGUCAGCUGGCUUUAUGCACUAUAGUAUGUUAGUCUCUGCUAAAACAAAAGUUUGAAAUUUAUCUUAAUAAUUGAUCUUUAUGUAUAGAAAAUCAAAAAAAGUAUGUAAGGUAUAAUAUAUAUUGUUCUUAUUUUGUCAAUUUUGACAUUUCGUUCAAGUAAAGAAGGGAAUUUUAUAUUAAAUGUUUUAUAUAUUUGAUUUUUAUUGUGCAAGCUUGUUCAUUGAAAUGUGUCAUACAAAGUUUAUGUAACCAAUCUUUGCUGCACAUUGCUGGUAUUGAGAUGAACCCAUGUAAUAUGUUUGGAUUUUGUUUGUAUUUUAGUGCCACAUGUUGUCCAAUUACUCUUUUGUUGUAUGAUUAAGAAAUCUCAAGCUACCAGUUUUGUAUUAAUAAAAUACUUUUUAUCUUUGCGCAUUUUGCUUUUUAUAUACAUGAGACAAUACAGUUAAACUUAGAACGUUUCUGUAAAUUUUUAAAGGAAAAUUCAAUGAAGCUUUGAAUUUCUUGUUCAUUUAAUUUAUGUUUCGAUUUUUUUUUAAUUUGACAUCACUAGUAUGAUGUCCCUUAUGAGAUGAAGAAAUCCCCAAUCUCAAGUUAUUUUUUUUUGUUUUAAAAAAUCCAAUUAAUGUUUGCUUGGUUUUUGUUUUUCAAAUUAUAAAGAAAAAUGUAGUGAAACUUUGAAUAUUGCUGUUGAUGUAUUUUAUUAGGAAACAAUUGAAAAUGUGAAAAUUACUGUUUACUUUCUUACAAACUCACAUAAAACUUUACAAAUUUCCCUUUAUUAUGUUAUAUGUAGUUGUAUGAUUUAAAUGCUUUUAUUAUAGUAUAUGAAGAAAUUCCAAUGAAAACACAUAGCUCUGUUUUAUGUACAAACACUUUAAUUGAAUUUUGGAUGGCUGUUAAUUAUAUUAGAAAUUACAAAUAAUAAGUCUGCAACAGGUUUACUGGGAGGGGCUAUACAUGUAGGUUUACACUCUGUCUGUCAUGUUGGCCUGUUUGUUCAUCUGCAAAAUUGGAUCCUGUGAUUUCACAAAGUACUGAAGAUAAUUUGAUGAAACUUUGUAUACAUAUAGAGGGCACUGUGAAGAUUAUUUACGAUCUUUUUUGGAAGAGGUCGAAGGUCAGAUAACUGAUACUAAAAUAGAACAAAAAUUAUGAUUGCAAUAAAAAAAGUACAUAAGAUAUUAUAAUGAAACUUUGUAUACACUUGUACAAACUAAUCAAUAAAAAAAUAUUUCUGCUGUCUGAAAUGGACCUUGGAUUUUAGGAUUGAACAUCACCCACGUACAGAUGGUGCUGUUAGAAGUUUACAACGCACAAUCUUAAAUUGACAGAUUUUUUUAACUCAAGUGGGCAUCUGUGUUUCCGGCAAUAUUAUCAAAAUUGUGUUCCUUAUUAUGAGGAAAACAUUAAAUACAUAUGUAUUAAUUGAUCUUAAGAUUUUUAGAGAAGCUAAAUGAACUUUGGUGUAAAUUAUUAAAUUAAAAAAAUAUACUUACUACAAAAAUGUUAUAUUUUAUUACGGAAUUCUUAACCAUCCACAUUACUGUUUGCGAUAUUUUUAAAAGUUUGUAUUAACAUGGCACAGGUGCGUUUAAUUACCUUAACGAAAAUCCAAGACUUUGCUCAAUGGAAAAACAGAUUUAAAAAAAAUCUGUUUCUCCAGAGACCAUUUCAAGCACGAAAAUGAACACUAUCAAUGUCAAAAUAUUGACAAUGCUUUAGGUCAAACCAAUCCAUUACUUGAUAUUAAUUUAUUAAUGCCAACCCAGAGUAAUUAACAAACAACAUCAAAACAGCAAAUAAAGAGGCACUUUAAUAAGUGAGUUUAUCUCAAGCCAAAGGGAGAGAAAUCCAACACGUAUGAGCUGUUUGAUAUAAAGCUUCUGAUAUUAUACAGAUUUAAUCCAAUCAUACUUAGAAAACUGCUGAUUGUUUGCAAGAAAUAAUCCUAUCAAACUGAAAAAUCAAAUAAAUAGCCAUAGAUGAUACACACAAACUUGGUACACUGCUGAUUAUUAUCUGGAGAUAAUCCUGUCAAACUGAGUACUCUAUUGAUAAAUAUCUACUGAUAACCCAAUCAAACAUGGUACUUUAUUGAUUAAUAUCCAGAUAUAAUCCAACCAAACUUGGUACACUAUUGAUAAAUAUCCAGAGAUAAUUCACUUAAACUUGGUACACUGUUGAUACAUUUCUAGAGAUAAUCCUUUCAAACUUCAUACACUAUUGACAAAUAUCCAGAGAAAAUCCAAUCAAACUUGGUACACUGUUGAUUAAUAUACAUAGAUAAUCCAAUCAAACUUGAUACACUAUUGAUAGAUAUCCAGAGAUAGUACACUAUUGAUAAAUAUCCAGAGUUAAUCUUAUCAAAUUUGGUACACUAUUGAUAAAUAUCCAGAGAUGAUCCAAUCAAACUUGGUUCACUAUUGAUAAAUAUAAAGAAAUAAUCAAAUCAAACUUGGUACACUAUCGAUAAAUAUCCAGAGAUAAUCCUAUCAAAUUGUACACUAUUUAUAAAUAUCCAGAGAAAAUCAAAUCGAACUUCGAACAAUGUUGUUAGAUAUCCAGAGAUAAUCCAAUAAAACUCAUGCACUAUUUAUAAAUAUCCAGAAUUAAUUCAAUAAAACUUUGUACAUUGUUGAUGAAUAUCAUGAGAUAAUCCUAUCAAACUUCGUACACUUUUGAUAAAUAUUCAGAGAUAAUCCAAUCAAACUUCGGACAUUAUUGAUAAAUAUCCAGUGAUAAUUCAAUCAAACCUGGUUCAAUAUUGAUAAAUAUCCUGAGAUAAUGCAAUCAAACUUGUGCACUAUUGAUAAUUAUCUAGAGAUGAUCCAAUUAAACUUAGUACACUUUUGAUAAAUAUUCAGAGAUACUCCAAUCAAACUUCAGACACUAUUGAUAAAUAUCCAGAGAUAAUGCAAUCAAACUUGGUGCUCUGCUGAUUAUUGUCUGGAAAUAAUCAUCUCAAAUAAAGAUCUAUGUAGACAAUUUUUCAAGGAAUACACAUUAAAAAGUAACUUAAUUUAACUGGAUGUACAUUUUGCAGGGGAUGUCAUACAUUUUAUAUGUUUUUAUUUCAUAUGUUUUGUUAAAACGAUCACAUCGUGUUUGUUGUAUGCCUCAUUUAAAUCUAUUUCAAGAUAUUCUGUGUUAUAUGUAUGGUAUACAUUUUGGACAUCAAACAUACACAAUAAAUUGUACACAUAGUUUCCUAAUUUUUAUUUUUGUUCAAAAGCAACAUAUGUCAUUACAUUAAUGCAUAGACAAACGUAUGAGAUGAUCGUUAUUUUCACAAUAUUGGUUAAAUAAGAGUGGAAUUAUUAGCUGUCUGUUGUUUUUAUAAUCAUUUAUGAACUGUUUUUUUAAAACUUUAUUGACAAAAGUUUUGUAACAAAAUAAAUGUUUUUCUGAAGAUUCUCUCUUGAAAUAUUUGUUAAACUAUAUUUGUUGCACUAGAAUGUUUCUUGAUGUAGCCUGAGCAUUGUAUAUAUGUAAAUUGCUCAAUUACAUUUUAAUGUUUAAGGUCAGUUGUCAAAGACUCUAAAAUGUUUUAACAAAAGUGGUUUGGUUAAGUUUUCAGUAAGCUUGCUACUACCCCCUACCCCCUCUGUCAAUUUGUCUUUUUGUCAAUCUGUUUGAAUAUACAAAUUCUGUCAGAAAAUUGCUCCUACCUUUUUCAAAGUUCAUCAUUUAAACUGGUAUGAAUUCUUCAUAAGAAAUGAGGUUGUGUAUGUGCUAUUGUUACAAUCCUACGUAAAAAACGACACAGUAUUGCUAUUUUAACUUUUAACAGGACGCAAAUUCGUGCAGAGAAGUUUUCCUGCACAUAAUGUACACCAUUCAAACCUGAGUGCCUUGUUUCAUAUGAUUUAUGUUGUUGGGCAUAUGCAAUGUUUAUCAUCCUACAUAAAAGAGUUGGAAAGAUAUAGAAAGAUAUGCCAACUCUUCAGCAUUCGCUUAAUAUUCCUGAGGAGGAAUGUGUGAAUGCUUGUAAUUCAAUGUAAUUUUAUUUAAAAUAAAGCUCAAAUGGCCAUUAGUAGCGAACUUAUGCCCUGUUGGUUUGUCCAUAAUCCAUAAUCUAUUUUUAGUCCCCUACCGGUUUCACCGGAGGGGACUUAUGGUUUUGUCUCCGUCCGUCAGUCUGUCCGUCACACUUUUCUGGAUCCUGCGAUAACUUUAAAAGUUCUUAAUAUUUUUUCAUGAAACUUGGAAUAUGGAUAGAUGGCAAUGUGGACAUUAUGCACGUCAUUUAAUUUUGUUCCUACGUCAAAAAUUGUGGUUGCUAUGGCAACAAAUAGACUAGAAAUAGUGCUGAAAAUUUUGUUUUUUUCUGGAUCCUGCGAUAACUUUAAAAGUUCUUAAUAUUUUUUCAUGAAACUUGGAACAUGGAUAGAUGGCAAUAUGGACAUUACGCACGUCAUUUCAUUUUGUUCCUACGUCAAAAAUUGUGGUUGCUAUGGCAACAAAUAGACUAGAAAUAGUGCUGAAAAUGUUUUUUUUUUCUGGAUCCUGCGAUAACUUUAAAAGUUCUUAAUAUUUUUUCAUGAAACUUGGAACAUGGAUAAAUGGCAAUAUGGACAUUAUGCUCGUCAUUUCAUUUUGUUCUUACGUCAAAAAUUGUGGUUGCUAUGGCAACAAAUAGACUAGAAAUAGUGCUGAAAAUGGUGUUUUUUUUCUGGAUCCUGCGAUAACUUAAAAAGUUCUGAAUAUUUUUUCAUGAAACUUGCAACAUGGAUAGAUGGCAAUAUGGAAAUUAUGCACGUCAUUUCAUUUUGUUCCUACGUCAAAAAUUGUGGUUGCUAUGGCAACAAAUAGACUAGAAAUAGUGCUGAAAAUGGUGUUUUUUUCUGGAUCCUGCUAUAACUUUAAAAGUUCUUAAUAUUUUUUCAUGAAACUUGGAACAUGGAUAAAUGGCAAUAUGGACAUUAUGCACGUCAUUUCAUUUUGUUCCUACGUCAAAAAUUGUUGUUGCUAUGGAAACAAAUAAAAAAAAUAUUCUGACAAUGGUGAAAUUUCUGACAAUGGUGGAGCCGGUAGGGGACUUUUAUUGCUUGGCAAUAGUCUUGUUAAUACAUAAUCACUAAUGAAACCAUUUUGGCCAACUUUAUUGGUCUGCUCAAUCAAAAAGCAGAUACCGAUGGGGAUAAGCCAUUUUUCUCCAAAUGUUUUGAAAACAUUUAAUCUUGUAAGAAAGCACCUUUUGAACUGUAAAUUAUCAUUUUACUUACGCUUUUCGUACGUUUUUUCUUAUAAAAAAUAAAUAAUGAAAUGUA
This is a messenger RNA of Dreissena polymorpha, 10972 nucleotides long. RefSeq lists its product as uncharacterized. The record is from RefSeq and is a predicted model, not a curated record. Bases 212 to 3253 code for a protein of 1013 amino acids. NCBI's taxonomy places the organism in Eukaryota, Metazoa, Mollusca, Bivalvia, Myida, Dreissenidae. The transcript is spliced from 7 exons.